UUCAAGUGCGUCACGGCUCAUGACACCGUUUAACCUCCUUGGAUCACAUCUCGCGCCGAUCUGACACGUCUGACGGGGGCGGGGGCGUCACAUCACAGCUCCAGGUGACAGCGUGCUCUGGCUGAACGGUGCAGCGGUCAGCGCGCUCCUGCAGAAUCCCCAUAGGCCACUUUCUCCGACGCGUCACAAGGUCACCAGAUCAUCUUCCCUGUGGCAGCGGCGGCGACGCGCCGGUCCGGUCUGACCCGGUCUCUGUAUCUCUGCUCUGAGCGGCGGUUCUUUCUCGGACGUGACGUCACCGGAGCGGGGUAUAAAACCGUCAUCCGCCGCCGAGAUGGGCACAUUCUGCUGUCUGCCAUCCGCUCUGUGGUGGCACCUGAAAUCCUCUAGAAUGUGGCGGAUUCUGGUUUCCUCCUUGCUGGUGGCCCAGGCGGCCGGUCAGGGCUCUGGAUUCUCCAGCGCGCUGACCCUGGCCGACGGCUACCUGCCGCCCGGCGGCCCGGACAACCCCACCCCCAACGUGGUGCGCUGCGAGCAGCCCAAGACAUUCUACAAGACGGAGACGCAGCGCAUCGUCAACACCGUGGUCAAGACGGUGCUGGUGACGGUGCCGCAGGUGAUCCAGAAGACGGCGGUCGUCACCAAGGUGGUACCCUCCACCAUUCUGGUCACCAGCAUACAGCAGGUCAAGUCGCCGGUGGUGCGCACACAGAUUGAGUCCAGCAUCGUCAACCGCGUCUCCACAAUUACCGUGAAAGGCCCGGGCCGGACCAGCGUUCUGCCCGUGACCCAGUCGAAGGAGCAGAUCAGCUACAAGACAGAGCAGCGCGUUGUCCAGCGCACCGUAACGGUCACCACACCGCAGGUGCGGUACUCGACUGUGGUGCAGCGCAUCACGAAGACCAUCACGGAGCGCGUGCCCCAGGUGGUCUACGUCACCAAGGUCGUGCAGGUGCCAGGCCGCAACGUGGUGGUCACCAAGACCGAGAAGAGGCGGAUCACCAGCGUUCAGCCCUACCAGCCGCCGGCGCGGACUAGCAUCAAGAACGAGAUCGCCUACGUUACCUCUGUGGUGGUGCGUCAGAUUCCUGGACCGGUCAUCAACAAGGUCAACAACAUAGUGCGCACGGAGAUCGUCGAGCAGACCAGCGUGAAGCGGGUGCCCCAGAUUAGCACCCAGAUCGUCCCGCAGAACAAGCAGGUGCUCCGGACGGUGACGGAGACGAAGACGGUGAGCCGAGUGCAGGUGCGUACCAUCGUCAGAACCGAACAGGUACCCGUGCUGCUGACGAAAACCGUGAAGAGCUACACCACUGUGCCGCUGGUGCUGACCUCGACCUCCACCGUGCUGCGGACGGUGCCCGGACCGGACGUGGUUCGCAGCGUCAUCCGCACUGAUCUGCAGGUGGCCACCGUGCGCGGCCAGGACCGCGUCAUCACCGACCUACGCACCAUCAGCAGCGUCCUUACCAACAUCGUCAGGACGACAGUCAUCAGGCCGAGAAUCGUCACAAAGGAGGUGGUCAAAACCGAGAAGUGCGACGAUGGAUACCACUAUGACGCCCCCAAGAAUCCAUUCAACUUCUAAGAAGCUCCAUGGAGACCAGAGUUCAUCCUACGAUCAGCUGGGAUAGUACUGAUGUACCAAUUGCGAUUACACUGAGGGUGUGCCUGCCCCGACCACAUGACAGCUGGCACAUCACACGUUUGUAACUGAAAUAAUAAAUAAAUUGACACCACA
Molecule: messenger RNA, 1741 nt
Organism: Amphibalanus amphitrite
Lineage: Eukaryota; Metazoa; Arthropoda; Thecostraca; Balanomorpha; Balanidae
Exons: 2
Coding region: 335-1588 (417 amino acids)
Source: RefSeq, a predicted model, not a curated record